Trichomycterus rosablanca is the source of this 2276-nucleotide messenger RNA. It is a transcript of the gene smtnl2, whose product is annotated as smoothelin, like. Gene Ontology annotation, biological process: actin cytoskeleton organization. The record is from RefSeq and is a predicted model, not a curated record. NCBI's taxonomy places the organism in Eukaryota, Metazoa, Chordata, Actinopteri, Siluriformes, Trichomycteridae. Gene Ontology annotation, molecular function: protein binding. The transcript has 9 exons. Bases 278 to 1753 code for a protein of 491 amino acids. Gene Ontology annotation, cellular component: microtubule organizing center; filamentous actin.
GAGCCUUUACUCACACCCAGCUAAGAAAGCAGGACGGGUGAGGCAAGAAGUCUGGGACACAAUAGUACAGAACAGCUGUACAACUUACUAGGGUCAGCAGAUUUAUCUGGACUAUCUAUUACCAGAAGGCCCUGAAUGGGACUUCAUACAAGUUGGUGCUGAUUCAGCAGGACUGGUGGAUCUUAGUGGACCCAUCUGGCAUUUUUAACUACUCCAGUAAAUUCUAACAGGCAGCUGAGUAAGAGUUUAAGAAUUAAACAGCACAGGACUGUGGGAGAUGGAUGGCGGCGCAGCGAUGGUACUGCAAGGCGAGGGUCCCCCUGAAGGUGAGACUGUGUGUGCCGCCUUGGCGCGCUACGAGGCCACCCUUCACAACGCGGUACGUGAGAUCCACGUGGACGUCAGCGCCUUCAAGCUGGGCGUGGAGCGACGACUGGACGAUGCGCUCAACGUGAGCGGGCCGCUCGGCCGAGCCAUGGCCCAGCUGCAGCAAGAGAACCGGCAGCUACGCAGCCAACUGGAGGCCCUCACCCGGCAGGUAGAGAUGCUCACCGGUACGGUGUGUGACAGGAGCGCUCUGCUAAGUACAGGACCGCCUUCGGCCCGCCCCCAGAGCAGCACGGCUCACUUGCCCGUCUCGCCCAGCAGUGCCGCCGCCCCGAGCGGGUCGGCCUCCAGCCCGACCGCAGCACGCUUCUCCAGCAGGGCGACUUUCUCUGUGAGCAGCAAGAACAAUAGCAUUGAACGUGAAGACCCUAUUGAGGUGGAUCCAGCUCCAGCCACAUCUGGACUAGAAAAUGGACAUAUAUCCUCAACAGAAAUCUCACAUAUGCCUGCAAGAAACUGCUCUCCACCGACCGCCGUGUCUCAACAAAACUCAUCCCCAGUAUGCAUGGCGAUGCCACAUCUCCCAAUCACAGCGACCACCAAGGUAGCAGAAUCAUCAACCCUGAAGGGUCCUGAGUCACCAGGCAGCCCAAUGCAGGCAAUGCCAACUGGAACAGAUACCCAACCGGACAGCCAACCGGCCACCAACAACGAUGGACGACAGCUUGAAUCGCCAGUUCAUGCAGUAUCUUCAGUAAAAACAUGGACCCCAAGUCCUUCGAGGACGAUCGGCUCUACGUGGCUCAAUGAAAAAUUGGCGUCUUCGGCACCAUCCAAGACUGUAAUGUAUUCUGGGCUCAACCAACACAGCAGAGACAGAAAUGUUGAGACUGUGGGAGAGCUGUCCCUCGACAAGGGAAUAGAGCGCAGACGGGAGCUUGUGAGGUCACAAACUCUCCCUCGCAGCAUUGGAGCCCAGGCACGCAAGUCCAUUUUCGAGCGACUGGAAUCUGAGCAUAGCAGUCAGCCAAAACCUGUGGACUCCAAACCCAAGCUGAAGCGCUCUCAGAGCUUCGGUGUGUCCAGUGCGAGCAGCAUAAAGCAGAUUCUUCUAGAAUGGUGUCGCUCCAAAACUAUUGGGUACCAGAACAUCGACAUUCAAAACUUUUCAUCCAGUUGGAGUGAUGGUAUGGCCUUCUGCGCUUUGGUCCACUCCUUUUUCCCCACGGAGUUCAACUACAACGCCCUGUCUCCUGCUGAUUGCAAACACAACUUCGAACUGGCCUUCAGCACUGCUGAGCAAAAGGCAGGUUGUGACCGACUCAUCGAGGUGGAGGACAUGAUGGUGAUGGGUAGAAAACCAGACCCCAUGUGUGUCUUCACUUAUGUCCAGUCUCUCUACAAUCACCUGCGCAAGUUUGAAUGAUGCCUAAAAUGUACAGACUUUACAGUGCAGCAAUUACAAGUGCAACACUGCCCCCUUUCGGACUGGAUGUGGGACUGGUUCAUGACAUGAUUAUGACUGUUACAGUACGAGGUGCCAACUGAGGAAGAGAAACACGUGUGAUUAGCUUGCAUAAAAGCUUUACUUAGUAUAUUUAUUUUAUUUUGCAUAAAUAUCAUUUCAUAGGUAUUGUGCUCUGAUGUAUUUCAAUUUGAAGGAAACAAAUUCACUUGCAGGAUGGUAGACAGCAAAACCAAACAUUAUAAAAAGCCUGAGUUAGAAAUGUACAGACUUGAGUAUAGUAUAUUCCUAGAUUUGUCAUAGAUCACCUUUUUUAAUUUGCAUUUGCAUUUUUUUAUUAUUUAUCUUGUACCACGUGUGAUUUUCAAGUACAAUCUUUGGCAGCCUUGUUAAAGUCUUUACACCAUAGACAGUCAGUGUUUGCAUCAUGUAAAUGCAUCAUGGUAGUUAGAAAUGUUGUAUAUUUGAAGAGAAUAAAGCAAGA